AUGACUUACUCAUCAAAUUUUCUGAUGAAUUUGGAACGUCUGAGGAAGGAAUUGGAGGAAGGAAUUGACCAAGGAGGCCCAAAGAGGGAAUAUUUCUGUCUUGUUAUGGAGCAUUUGCUCCAUUCCCACUUAUUUGAAGGACCUCCAAAUUCGAGAAUUAUCUCUAUGAAUAAAGCAGCUUGUGACAACAACCAUUUUUUGGCUGCUGGGAGAUUGAUCGCACUGUCAAUUGUUCAUGGAGGUCCUGCACCACAUUGUUUCUCUCCCCUCAUGGUCCAUGCCUUGCAGUUUGGACCUAAAGAAACCAAGCUACUAAAGGCACGGACAGAAACAGCUAGGAGUCGGGCCAUGGGAAAAUUGGAACAUUUCUUUACCUAUGCUGGAAUCCCAUUUUACAAUUGUUCCACCCAGGAAUCUGUGGAACAGCUUGUUAAAACAGCCUCACAUUCAUACAUGUUUGAUCGGACUAGCGAGGCAUUUAGACAGUUUAGACAAGGAUUAGACAUCUUGAAAGUGGGGGAUAACAUCAAAUCUGUGAAAUGGACCCAGGAUAAUUUUGAGGACCUAUUUCAAUAUCAGCUCGAUGAGCCAGGAUCAAAUUCCCGGGUGAACCAAGCCCAGUGCAUUGCUUUUUGGAGGGAUUAUUUGGAGGAGGUAGAAGAAGAAACUGUGGCGCUGAAGUUCAGUCAGAUUCUCCAGUUUUGUACUGGAGCAAAAGAGGUGCCACCAUUGGGAUUCAGUCCACAACCAACAAUUGCUUUUUGGGACGAAAAGUACCCGAAAGCCAAUACAUGUGCAAAUACACUGGUUUUACCCACUACAUCCAAGAGGUAUAAGGAAUUUGUGGGGAACAUUGAAUUUGGCAUUUUGAACGCUCAGGGUUUCCUCAUUGAGUGA
This is a messenger RNA of Pecten maximus, 897 nucleotides long. Its product is annotated as G2/M phase-specific E3 ubiquitin-protein ligase-like. The transcript is spliced from 5 exons. Bases 1 to 897 code for a protein of 298 amino acids. Gene Ontology annotation, molecular function: ubiquitin-protein transferase activity. Lineage: Eukaryota; Metazoa; Mollusca; Bivalvia; Pectinida; Pectinidae. The record is from RefSeq and is a predicted model, not a curated record.